CUCUGCCAGGAGAGGAGGAGCAGGAGGAGGGUGAGCUCCUUCUAUAAAAGCGAAGGACUGCUCCACUCCCAUUCUGGGCUAGAUCGGAUCCCUUCUUCUCCAUCAUUUCUCUUUUUGCUCCUCCUCACUCCAGAAGAUCAAGUUUAUCUCCACCAAUGGACUGUAGAAAUGCAUCUGAGAACUGCAAGGAGCUCUCUGUGCCUUGCUCUGACUCCGGCUCUCUACCACCAUCUAUAUCUGGCACUGAUUCCUUGACUGGACAGCGGGCUGGGAUGACCCUGGGGAGACCAGCAGCAGCAAAUGCAGCCCGAGAGCGGAGCCGAGUGCAAACUCUGCGCCAUGCCUUCUUGGAGUUGCAGAGGACCCUUCCCUCUGUGCCUCCCGACACCAAGCUGUCCAAGUUGGAUGUCUUGCUCCUGGCCACCACCUAUAUUGCUCAUCUCACCCGCAGCCUACAAGAUGAAGAAGAUUUGCCUGGAGAGGGCUUGGGCACAUUGAGAGGAGAUGGCUACUUGCACCCAGUUAAGAAAUGGCCAAUGCGAUCAAGGCUAUACAUUGGAGCAUCUGGACAGUUUUUGAGUCAUUCAGUGCAAACAGAAAAUACAAGUCAAGGAGAAACCUCAACAAAUGUACAAAUGUAAUCCUGUGUUUUUCUUGAAUAGAGUUGUAUUUAUUAUGCCAGAUAUAUUUAAAUUCAUAUACAUGCUCCAACAAUUAUGCCAUUUCUCCCAAGCUUAGGUAGGACUGACACUAUAUAAACUUAAGGAUGGUUCACACAUUUUUUCAGAAGCAGUCUGUUCAGAUGCGCAGUGUAUGGUUUCUGAAAUGGCAUAAUAUACUUUUAAUUACAAGAUGUCACAGGUGAGAUUCAUGAACUCCUCACUCAUAUUAUGUUUUUUUUAAUGUGCAAACAGAUCUUCACAUUGGUCAAGAAAGUGGUCAGAUGUAACAUGUGAAUGGACCUUUACAAAUAGUCAAUCUACAACCAUUACAAGAAUUGCUAUUCAUUUUAGUUGAAAAGAGGAUGUGUCUGGGAGGUUAUUACAUUAUUUCCUGCCUCAUUAAUUAAGAAACAUAUGGAUAUGCUGUUCUUCUCACUGCCCAGAUACAUUUUGGCUUUUAAGAACUUAAGAAGAGACCUGCUGGUUCAGACCAAGAUCUAGUUCAUAUCCUAUGUUCAGCAAUUUAUUCAUUUGAUAGAAAUGUGUGAAUCAUGUGGCCCUCCAGAUGUUGUUGGACUGCAAUUCCCACCAGCCAUAGACAAUGGUGUGGGGUGCUGGGAGUUGCAAUCUAAAGGUAUCUGGUGGCCAUAUGAUUCCCACUGUUGAUUUAAUACUAGCAAAAAGUACCCAGGUUCACACAGUUGGAUACACUGGAGCUGCAAAGAAAUUUGCACAGCUGUGAAUUGAUGUUGUCUGUUUUGCCUGAGUGAAGCUAUAACCCCUCAAAUCUUUAGUAAUUUUGCACCUUCAUACCCUGUUUAAGGAGUAUGCCCACUUGAUGCCUGUGAGGAGGGGAUGCUUCACAGCCGGGAAGCCAUUCCACUCCAUCUUUUGCAACUACAUUACUUGUUGCCUUCAAGCUCUCUUGACUGCAAUGCUAUGCACCGAUUAAGGGAGUGCAUCACCUUGGCUGCAUCCACAGUGCAGAAAUAAUCCAGUUUGACACCGCUUUAACUGUCAUGGCUCAAUGCUAUGGAAUUCUGGGAACUGUAGUUUGUGGGACAUUUAGCCUUCUCUAUCAGAGAGCUCUAGGGCCAGAACAAACGACAAUUCUCAGAAUUACAUAGCAUUGAGCCGUGGCAGUUAAAGCAGUGUCAAACUGGAUUAUUUCUAUGGUGCGGAUGCAGCUCUUGUGACUGAAGAUCAUAGUGCAAGCUUCAAAUGCACUGACAUAUUUAAAGUAACUAUAGGCCCCAUACAGACAGGCCAAAAUAAAGCUGCUUCAUGUAACUUUGGAGGUGUGCUGUUUAAAUGAUGCAUGCAUCC
Molecule: messenger RNA, 1988 nt
Organism: Sceloporus undulatus (fence lizard)
Lineage: Eukaryota; Metazoa; Chordata; Lepidosauria; Squamata; Phrynosomatidae
Gene: TCF24
Product: transcription factor 24
Exons: 3
Coding region: 156-641 (161 amino acids)
Biological process (GO): developmental process; regulation of transcription by RNA polymerase II
Molecular function (GO): RNA polymerase II transcription regulatory region sequence-specific DNA binding; protein dimerization activity; DNA-binding transcription factor activity, RNA polymerase II-specific
Source: RefSeq, a predicted model, not a curated record